Molecule: messenger RNA, 1417 nt
Organism: Quercus lobata
Lineage: Eukaryota; Viridiplantae; Streptophyta; Magnoliopsida; Fagales; Fagaceae
Product: Heavy metal transport/detoxification superfamily protein
Exons: 5
Coding region: 154-1152 (332 amino acids)
Molecular function (GO): metal ion binding
Source: RefSeq, a predicted model, not a curated record
UUCAGAUCUGAUGGUCCAAAACUCUCAUAAUGUGUUUUGUUUACAAAAGAGAGUCCAAAAAAUUUCACUAGAGAAAAGAAGUGCUGCUAUACAAAGCCUUAUCAUCAUCAUCAUCAUCUAAAUCUCCAUUACCCACGAAGAGAGAGUAAACAAAUGGGGGAGGAGGAGAAGAAACCAGAGGAGAAGAAGAUGGAGGAGAAAAAGCCAGAGGAGGAGAAGAAAGAAGAGAAGAAGGCAGAGGAAAAGAAAGAGGAAGCAGCUAAGGAUGGAAAGGAAUCCAAAGAAGCUAAAGAAGAAGCAGCAGCAGCAGCACCACCACCACCUCAAGAAAUUGUGCUCAAAGUUUACAUGCAUUGUGAAGGUUGUGCCCGCAAGGUUCGGCGCUGCCUCAAAGGCUUUGAAGGUGUUGAGGAUGUUAUAACGGAUUGCAAGAUUUCAAAGGUUGUGGUGAAAGGUGAAAAGGCUGAUCCAUUGAAGGUUUUAGAGAGAGUUCAAAGGAAGAGCCAUAGGCAAGUUGAGCUCAUCUCUCCGAUCCCAAAACCAAAGGCUGAGGAGGAGAAAAAGCCCGAGGAGGCAGAGAAGCCCAAGCCUGAAGAGAAGAAAGAAGAGCCUCAGAUUAUCACAGUGGUGCUAAAGGUUCACAUGCAUUGUGAGGCUUGUGCACAAGAAAUUAAGAAACGUAUACUGAAAAUGAAAGGAGUUGAGUCGGCAGAGCCAGAUCUAAAGAGUUCAGAGGUAACAGUGAAGGGCGUGUUUGACCCACCAAAGUUGGUGGAAUACGUGUACAAGAGGACUGGAAAGCAUGCGGUAAUUGUAAAACAAGAACCGGAAAAGAAGGACAAAGAAGAAUCCAAAGAUGGUAAGGAAGAGAAAAAAGCUGAGGAAGGUGGUGGUGGUGGAGACAAAGAAACCAAAGCUAAGGAAGAGAAAAAAGAAGGUAAGGGAGAAGAAGCAAAGCCUGAGGCAAAAGAAGCAGCAGCAGCCACUACAGAAGAGACUAACAAGAUGAUAGAGCUUCAAGCAAAUGCAUUUCAGCACUAUCCACAAAGGCAUUUUAUGGAAAUGUAUCAACAAAGGUAUGCUAAUGAAAUGUAUGCCUACCCACCUCAGAUCUUCAGUGAUGAGAACCCAAAUGCCUGUUCUGUCAUGUAAAAGAAGAAGAAAAAAAAAAAUGAGAAACUUUGUCUUUGGGUGAAAAUGAAAAUUGGGUGGUGAAUGGGUGCUCUACAUGUGCACUGUGUAGUUCUUGCUGUAAAAGUACGAUCUACAGUUAAGCUGUAGAAUUUUGUAAGAUUGUACUUUCUUUUUUUUUUUUUUUUCUAUUUUUAAUAGUUGUUAUAUACUCUAUGAAGUACAAAACAUAAAAUAACUGCAAAUAAUAACAUAUAUCAAUUGGAAACCUUGAACUUUUUCAUUU